AUGGCUGCCUUCACGGGAGGGGAGGUCUACAAGGCAGAGUUUGAGCCCACGGCGUACCUGGAAUACUUCAAGAUUGGAGGAGGCACCUUGGGGGAUGAGUUCCUCACAUUUGUCCUGAAACACUACUGCAAAACCUUCACUUCGGGGCAUGCAGCAUGGGGAAGAGGUGAUGAUCAUCUUGAACCAUUCUUUAACCCCAACCUGACUGAUAUUGGCAGUGGACCCACCAUUUACCAGCUGCUUUCUGCCUGCGAGUCAUUUAAGGAGAUCAUUGCUUCAGAUUACAUAGACCAAAAUUGCCAGGAGCUGCUGAAGUGGCUGAAGAACGAGCCCGGAGCAUUUGACUGGACUCCGGUGGUGCAGCACGUGCGUGAGCUGGAGGGAGACAGGAACAAAUGGGCUGAGAAAGAGAGGAACUUACGAGGAGCCAUCAAACACGUCCUAAAAUGUGAUGUCCACGAAAGCAACCCCUUGGAUCCCGUUGUCCUGCCUCCGGCCGACUGCCUGGUCUCAUCGCUGUGCUUGGAAGCUGCCUGCAAAGACCAGAGCUCGUACCGCGCCGCUCUGAGGAACAUCAGCUCUCUGCUAAAGCCAGGGGGGCACUUGGUGCUGAGCGGAGAUUUGGGCACCAGUUUCUACGUGGAGUUUGACGUCCUCUCCAGGGAUGACGACACCAUGCAGGAAAUCUGCCAUUUCUCUGGGAUGUACUUCAUUGUCGCCCACAAAGAGAAAGCGAUUUAA
This is a messenger RNA of Alligator mississippiensis (American alligator), 741 nucleotides long. Its product is annotated as nicotinamide N-methyltransferase-like. Bases 1 to 741 code for a protein of 246 amino acids. The transcript is spliced from 4 exons. Gene Ontology annotation, molecular function: N-methyltransferase activity. The record is from RefSeq and is a predicted model, not a curated record. NCBI's taxonomy places the organism in Eukaryota, Metazoa, Chordata, Crocodylia, Alligatoridae. Gene Ontology annotation, cellular component: cytosol.